GAAUCUCUUAAAAUCAGAGGAGCUUGUGCAGUUGCUUUGCUGAAUAUUUCAUGGCGGAGACAUGCACCUCUGAAGAUACAGCUAACCCUGAGAAACGAGAGACACACAUGGAUGAUCUGAGUACAAGCCCUGUCCAGAGUGAAAUUUCGUCGUUUGGUUGUCUUGAUACUAAAGACCAUCAAAGACACAUUCAUGCAGUAAUGGGAAAGCAGAGAAUUCACUACUGCUCACUGUGUGGAAAGAGUUUUGCUAAAAAGAGUCAUCUUCAAGAGCACCAUCCAACUCACACAGGAGAGAAGCCAUAUCACUGCUCACAGUGUGGGAAGAGUUUCGCACACCAGAAUACUCUCAAAACGCACCAGUACAUUCACACAGGAGAGAGGCCGUAUUACUGCUCACAGUGUGGGAUGAGUUUUGCUCACACAAGUACUCUCAAAAAACACCAGCGGAUUCACACAGGAGAGAAGUCAUAUUGCUGCUCACAGUGUGGGAAGAGUUUUGCACAGCAAAGUAAUCUCAAAACACACCAGCUUAUUCACACAGGAGAGAAACCAUAUUACUGCUCACAAUGUGGAAAGAGUUUUGCUCGAAAAUGUCAUCUUCAACGACACCAUCAAAUCCACACUGGUGAAAAGCCACAUCACUGCUCACAGUGUGGGAAGAGUUUUGCACAACAGAGUGCACUCAAAACACAUCAGCGCAUUCAUACAGGAGAGAAGCCGUAUCAGUGCUCGCAGUGUGAAAAAACUUUUACUAACAGUAGUAAUCUCAAAAUACAUGAGAGUGUUCACACAGAGGAGAAGCCACAUUGCUGUUCACAGUGUGGGAAGAGUUUUAAAGGAUUAGGAGUUUUAAAAAGACAUCAGCGCAUUCACACAGGAGAGAAGCCCUAUUACUGCUCACAGUGUGGAAAGUGUUUUAGUGCUGGAUAUGAUCUCAGAAAACACCAGCUCAUUCACACAGCAUAAAAGCUGUUUUCUCACAGUGUGGCUAAUAUUUCCAUUUAUGUCUUGAAUACUGAUUAAGGCGAUAAUACUGAUUUUUGCUGCUUGGAGGAGCUGGCAAGGGCUACAAGCCAUUUUAAAAGAAUGACCCUUCUUUUAAGACAUAAACAAAAAGAAGGGUAUAUAUCAACCUUUUAAAUAAUUACUUUUUUUCUACAGUCACUUCCUUUUUCUGUGUCUGAAUAUUAAAUGUUGUGUUGGUUAUAUAUUGAAUCAGUUUUAUUUAUAUAGCACUUUUAACAACGGGCAUUUGUCACGAAGCAGUUUUACAGAAAUCGGGAUAUGGAUUUAGAUUUAUCCUUAAGUCAGAGGCAACAAUAGCAAGGAAAAACUCCCUGAGACUAUACACGAGGAAGAAACCCUGUGAGAAACCAGGCUUAAAAGGGAACCUGCCCUCUUCUGGGUGACACCGGAUAGUGCGAUUAUGAGUAAAUUACUGAGUAAAUUACUCAUCCACAACUGUAUGCUAUAAAGUCAAGCAGUGCUAAAUGUUUUGAAAGGAUCUUCAGUCAUUUAUUUCAUUAGUGUUUUUUUUUUAGCUUUAAAUCUUUAUUAUGUAAGUAAAGUUAUCCACUGAAUAAUGUAUGAGCGUAAACUGUUUUAAGCAAGUGCACCUUUAGGUAAUACAAUGAGACUUUCCAGUCAUCUUUAGGGCAUCUUUCUGGUACAAUCCACAGCGAUUUCAUGGCAAUCUUUAGGCUAUCCAUGUGGGCCAUCCUCAGCCAAUAGAGCCUCAGGAUGGAUCAGGCAGGACAAGAGGGCAGAUACAGUCUGGAUCAUCAAAAUCUCAUCAGGCAUCAGGAGUAUCAUGUAGCUGGACAGAGAGAGGGAUGGGGGGAGAGAACACAGAUUACUAGGUAUACUCCUAACUUGUAGUGGUUUAAGAAGACAUAUGCUGUGCACUAUUAACAAUAGGUUUUCAGCCUUAAGACUGUAUCCUAAAUCCUGUAUCACUAAUUGGAAGGUGAUUCCUUAAUUGUGGGGCUUUGUAAAGAAAACAAGCUCUGCCCUGUGCUGUAGUCUUCAUUAUUCUAGGUACCAAGGUACCAGUGUGAAACCAUUCAAUGCUUUAUAGGUCAUUAGUAGUAUUUUAUAUGCAAUGCUAAAUUUUACUGUGUGCCAGUGCAGUGUGGAUAAGUGUGAUAUUAUCAAAGCUUCCAGUUCUAAUAAGGACUUGGGCUGCUGUUUUCUGGACUUACCGGAGCUUGUUUAUGCACCUACUGUAACAUCCAGACAGCAAUAUGGGACAGUAAUCUAACCUAGGUAACAAAAGCUUGAACUAUUUAUUUAUUUUUUUUUUUGCAUUAUGUAGUGACAGUUUCUUAUUUUAGCCUUUUCUCUAUCUCAGAAAUAUUUCUAUCACGGUAAUAUUGUCUAUAUGAGCUUCAGAUGAGAGACUGGAGUCAAUAAUCACACCAAGGUCUUUCACAGCUGCACAUGGUAUAAGGGGAAGGCCAUCCAGGGUUUCUACAUAAUCAGAAAGCUUACGUCUAGCUGCCUGUUAUCCUAGUAGAAGUACUUCUGUCUUGUCAGAAUUGGAUAGGACGAAGUUAUUCAGCAUCCAGUAUCUAAUGACCUUUACACUUUCCUCAACUUUAUUAUGCUGGUGUCUGUCAUCUGGCUUUGCUGAAACAUGUAGCUAUAUAUCAUUAGCAUACCAGUGUAAGCUAAUAUGUUUAGGGAAUAAUUGUGCCUAGAGGUAGCAAAUAUAGAGAAAAGAGCUUUGUGGAACACAAAACUUUACUCAACAUUUAUAUCUACAAACGCGAUCAGACCUGAGCCAGGAAAGAGCCAUUCCCUUAACUGCAACAUCAGUCUCUAGUCUGUCUAAAAGUUUAUGUUAUGAUCAAAUAUUAUGAUCUAAGGUAUCAAAAGCUGCAUUAAGAUCAAGCAAUACAAGCAAUGACACAAAACCCAGAAUGGAAGCCAAUAGUCAUCAACGGUCAUUUACCACUUUAACCAGCGCUGUCUCGGUACUGUGAUGAAGCAUGAAACCUGGCUGAAAGAUUCCAUGAAUGUUAUACCUAUGCAAGUAUGAGGCUAACUGCUGUGCUACAACCUUUUGUAGGUUUUUGGAGAUCUAAGGGAGGUUUGAUAUUGCUGGUCUUGUUCCUAGUUAACUUUGCUACUGUAUUAAAUAAUAAUCUAGGAUUAUUUUUAUCUUCUAUUAAGGCGGAGAAAUAUGCUGAUCUAGUAACACUAAGAGCCUUUCAAUAGCUGAGAAGGCUCUCCAUCCAUGCCAGAUGGAGUACUACAAUCUAAUUCCUGAUUCUAAUUUGAUUUGUUACGGUAGUUAUACUAAUCAUUCUGAUAGUUUUGAAUAAUAAAUGCACUUACCUUUAGUUUCUGUAAUAAGGUUUCUGUAAGAAUAAUAAUAAAGUUGUUUCUUUUAGCAUUUUAAGGGGUUAAUUUCAAUGGAUUAAACAAACUCUUCACAUCUCUAUUCCCAUCAAAUGUAGGUGUAAUUUAAACUGGGGAAAUGAUAAGUCUGGCUUUGUCCGUACCACUACUUGAUGCUCUUUUGCAUAAUAAUGUUUGAUAGAAACUGAUCCAAUGCUUUCUAAAAAUAACUAUUGUGUUUUUUUAAGAAAAUACUCUUCUGUGUUAAAAUUCUCAGAUUCUGAUAGUUGUAAAUUAACAUAGCCAGAGAGAGUUUCUAGUAGGUUUGUGUUCCUGGGAACUGGGCUAUUUGCAUCACACAUGAUGAUAUGGUCACAUUAUUGUUUCACAAUUCCUUUGGUAGAUAAUCUUACCUAGAUGUAAUCUGAAAGUACUAUUGGUCUUUAAUUAUGUUUGGUUUUGAUUAAGUUCUCAGUUUUGAUGAUCAUUUCCAGAAGUCUAUGUUCAUUUAUGUUUGCACAGCAUCAGAAGUAAACAAAGUACAACCUCUUACCUUUAAAUCAGUUCUGCUGUAUAUACAAGAAUUUGCUUUAGAUCAAUCAACAUGCAGAUAUAGUUACUUGUUAAAUCUGUAACAAGUCAAUAUAUCAUUGAUUAUACAGUUUACUGUUUUGAGCAGGUAUGUAUACAUCACUAAUAACAGUUAGCUAGUUAUCUUGUUGCUAACAAAAGAUGAACAUGAAGUUGUCCAUGUUUUACCCUCCACUUUGAACCUUGAAAGCACAGAAAUUGUCAUUUUAAUCUCGGACUUCCCAUUUCCUAGGUAAGUUGAAUGCCGCCUAAGUCUCAGAGAUUCAGUUGGCGAUAGGCAAUCCUUUCUUUUUUCACUCCACUCUCCUUAACCCCUCCAAUUACAUAGGCCUUGUUCAUUUUUUUAAAUUUCCACUCUCACCCACUCCCCUCACCUUCUACAUAAACUAGGCCUCUGUUUUGAUGUGUAGAUUGAGCUGGUGAAAUUAUAAUCUGAAGUUAUGCUUCUGUUAGUGAAAGCUAAUCUAAAGAUUGUUUAAUCACACAAUAACCAUCAAGAAAUCAAUACCUGUCUUGUGACUCUUUUGCCAAAUUUUUGACAACGUGGUGCCAGAGAUGACCCGGAUGGCACAUUUAAAGCUCUGAUAAGAUACAACAUUAUUUAUCAACUAAGCAAAAAGUUAGCUGAGUUUCUUUCCUUGUCAGAUAGGAGAGACGGAUUCAGUUUAUAGAAUGUUACAUGCUAGGCAUAGUACUAGCCUCAUGGCAAAGCAAGCUAACUGUACUAUCUAGGUAUACUCACCAGAGGUAGCAUCAGUCUCUGCUAUUUCCUUCCAAGCUUUAUUUUCCAAGAUACUUUCAAGUUGACGGCACGUUAGGACACGCUAGAACAGCGGACCACACAGAGGGACAACUGUGUUUUUAAUUUUUCAGAAACAAGGCUUAAUAACUGCAUCCCUGAUGUGGCCAUUCAGCUAACUGCGCUAACCACCUUCCGAGCAGACCAGGACAAUACAACAUCUGGUAUGACCCAUGGAUGGGGCAUGUGUUUUUACAUCGACACAGAAUGGAGUGUGAACACUGUGUUAAUUUCUAAAGACUCUUUGUCACUGGUGGAAUUCAUGGCAGUGAAGUGUCAGCCUUACUAUCUGUCAAGGGAGUUUGUGGUCAUUGUUGUGGCUAUGUACGUCAACUUGCUGUCUAAGGACAUGUUACAUGAACUGUAUGGGGCCUAUCAGUGGACCACAAUCUGCUCACCCUGUUGGCUUUUUCAUACGGGCCUUUCACACCGCGGGAACCUUUUCAAAGUACCUGAACUAACUGUGGAAAUGCUCACUUUUUGGCAUUUUCGCACCUCCGGAACUGGGUGCGAUUUUAGUACCGGACUGCCUUUUUCGAGAACCAAAUUAGCUCCUACUUCGGAGCAGGGUCUAACCAGCAUAACUGGUACUAUCCGUGACAUAAGUAGGCGUUGAUUGGCCAAACGCGUACAAAAACGCCCUCACCUGCCAUGAUUUAAAACGCCAUGUAAACAUACUGUAGUCUCAACUUAUUUCGCAAGUAUGGAGAACAGUGAUAGAUGGACAGACGCUGAAGUGCAACACAGCUCCGAUGACAGCGUCCUCCGUCCUCCGGUUGUUCACGUUGUUCUUCUUUGUUUCCGUCGUUGAACACCGCGCACAAAUGACGUUGCUGUCGACCGGCUUACGUCACUACCUAGUGCCCACUGUCAGUGCGAAUGCAACCCUUUAAACGAUACUGGGAAACAGUUCGCACAAAAUCGCAAAGUACUUUAUUACUGUACUUUACACAAACAAAAAGGACUCCUACAAACCCACCCCGCCCCCCUCUCGGACCAUGUUUCAGUCCUGUUAACACCAACUUACACACCACUCCCUUAAAGGCAGAUUUAUGCUUCUGUGUUAAUGCAUAUUUGUGUCUUUGCAAUGCAGAGAAGUGUAUCAUUGUAAGCAUGGCAAGCAGAGAUGCACUAGCUCAGUACUCUAUACAGUACUAUCUCAGUACUCCUACUAGCUAACUAGACAUUGUGUGUACCUUUGUUGCUAUGCAUCAUAUAAACGCUGAUUGGUUGGCAGGGAGGCAUGUCUGAUUGCAUACAGUGAAACAGUUUGAGAAGUCAGACUCAGACUAACAUUGUUUAAAUCAGAGUAAUACUGUUCAAAGUACACUGGAAGUACAAACAAUAAUAUGCUAAACAAUGAAGUGUAAACAAUAAAUUUUCCCUCGUUGCAUCUAGAACUUUCUUAAAACUCUAAGAACUUUCUUUUCUCUAUAGACAGGCUUGUGCUCCAAAACUGCUUUCUGAAAGUGUAGUACAUUAAAAAUCUUGAAACAGCUUGCAACAAAAAUGGAUGAAAAAUGCUCUGUCAAAUUUAAACACUCAGUUUUUUAGACUGGUGUCUUCAGUAAAAAUUUCUCCUCUAUGUUAAAACUUUUGCAGUGAAUAUAAGUGAACAAAAGCAAUUUUUUCCCUGUAUUUCAUGUUUGCUUCACACAUGCGAUAUAGAACUCUUCAACAUAUCCUCAACAUCUGUCUGAGCCAAGCAGUCGUCCCACAGUGUUUUAAGGCUACCAUCAUCAUACUGGUGUAGAGGUUUCAGUACCUCGCUCUGCAACUGGAUCCUGGACUUCCUCACUGGAAGACCCCAGUCAGUUCAGGAGCAAGACCUCCAACACCAUCACCUUAAGCACGUGUUCCCCCCCAGGGCUGCGUGCUUAGCCCACUGCUGUUCAUGCUGCUGACCCAAGACUGCAAUGCCAGAUCCAGUACAAACCACAUUGUUAAUUUAGCUGACAACACCACAGUAGUUGGCCUCAUCAGUGACCGUGAUGAGACCUCAUACAGAGAGGAGGUGGAAGGGCUCACAGUCUGGUGCAAGAACAACAAUCUGUCUCUAAAUGUUGACAAACAAGAGAUGAAUGUUGACCUCAGAUGGUCCUGCCCUGAUCACUCCCCCCAUGCAUAAACAGCUUCACAGUGGAGAAAGUGAUGAGUACCAAGUUCUUUGGUGUUCACAUCGUGGAAGACCUCACCUGCACAACCAAUACCAGCUCCCUGGCCAAGAGAGCCUAGCAGCGCCUUCACAUCCUCACCACGGGGCAUCAUUGGGAGCAUCCUGAUCAGCCACAUCACUGUCUGGUUUGGGAAUUGCAACAACACCGACAGGACCCUACACAAGACCCUACAGAGGAUAGUACAGACAGCUGAAUGUGUUAUCAGCAAAGACGGUCAUCAGGAAGAAGGUUCUACUGCAUUUGCUCAAGGACUGCCAGACUGGUUGACUGCAUCUAACCCCGGCCUGUCAGACUCCUCAAACUGGUUCUGGGAAUAUGGCCUAUCAUUUUACUGAUGGGGGGAAAGAGCUUGAGUUAGUAAGUGAGAUAGAAAGAUAUGGACCAACGACUGCCUGUAUGGGUAGAUGUCAUAACUGUUGAUAAAGUGAAGCCAAACCUAUCUCAAAGUAGCUUGGUACAGUUAGCCAGUCGCUUUUAUUUAAACGCACUCCACCAACAGAACAAGAUGAGCAUAAAAGACAUUAUUGUAUUGCUCUCUACAUGUGAAAACAAUCUGUCGAAUUUUUCAUAUGUCUGGGCUGUGGGGUAGAGUGGCAAGACUGAAGCCUUUUUUAAGCAAAAAAAAUUUAAAAAUACAUCCAAUUUUCCAAAACCAAAUGGAACAAUGUGUUAUGGCCUGAUGAGACCAAUGUUGAACUUUUUGGCCAUAAUACCAAAAGAUAUGUUUAAUGCAAAAAAAAAAAAAAAAAAAAAAAACUUCACCAAAAGAACACCAUCCCCACGGUGAAGCAUGGAGGCAGCAGCAUCAUGCUUUGGGCUGCUUUUCUUCAGCUGGAACUGGGGCUUUAAUCAGGGUGGAGAGAAUCAGGAAUAGCUACAAAUACCAGUCAAUUUUAUCCCAAAACCCUAAGGCUUCUGCUAAAACACUUUCAGCAUGACAACGACCCAAAGCAAACCUCCAAAUCAGCAAAGGAAUGGCUUCACCAAAACAAGAUCAGGAGUCAGAGUCCAGAUCUUAAUCCAAUCAAAAAUCUGUGGGGUGACCUGAAGGAGAUGCCCAGCCAAUUUGACAGAGCUGGAAUGUUUCUACAAGGAAAAAUGGGGAAAUAUUGCUAAGUCAAGUGUACAGGUGUUCCCAAUAAAGUGGUAGUUGAGUGUAUACUCUUUAGAUGUUAGGCAAGUAGUGUUGGUGGCUCAUAGUCAUAAAACGAGACUGCAAAUGGUCAGCAAAAAUGGAUUCGAGACACAUGAAAUGGCUGUCUGCCGACAACUUGUGUACCAAUCACUCGAGACCUCAUGUUCAUACCAGGUUUAAACUGGGCUUAAAACUUUCUAAUGUUAUGCUGUAGUGUCUGUCUCUUGUUUUGCUACAGAACAAUGACUAGAGUUCACAAAGUGUUUAUUAAAUUUGUGAGUGUAACUGAAAUAAAUAAGCUAUUUAACUUGACAGCGUAAUCCAUAUAAGUGUGCUGUAGCCCAUGUCAGUUUAUGAUUUAAAUCCAAUCAACUGGGGUUCACAUUUGUUGUCUUCUUAUGCAGACAUUUAUGCACACUCAGGAACUUUUUUUCUCUGAAAAAAUGGAUUUUCAUGAAAAUGCUCCUUUAAAUGAUUUACAGAUAAAUUUGUAUCCAACUUGAUAAAUGUGGCCAUUGUAAGAAAACUUUGUAUGAAAAAUAAUAAUCUCCAAAACCAUAAGCUUAUUCAUGCAAGAGAGAAGUCACGUUACUGCUCACAGUGUGGGAAGUGUUUUGCACACCAGAGUACUCUCAAAUCACAUCAGCGCAUUCACACAUGAGGGAAGCUGUAUUACUGCUCACAGUGUGGAAAGAGUUUUAGUGUUGAAUGUAAUCUCUAAAAACACCAGCUCAUUCAGACUGGAGAAUGGUCAUUAGCUCACAGUGAAGUUUUUCCAUCACGUGAAACACAUGAUGGUAAUUUGUUUCUGCUGUCUGAAAAGCAGUAGGAGGAUCUGACAGGGGCAGAAGACAACAUCUUAAAAGAAAUAACGCAAACAAAAAAGUGUAUUUGAACAAAUGUUUCAAACAUUUAAAUAAUUGUUAAAAACAUUUUUAAUUUUUCAAAUGUAAUUCAAAAAGGGACCCUUUUUCAGUUCCUGAAUAUUAAACAAUAAUGAUAUAUAUCAUUUUAUAUAUGCAGUGCAACAAAAAUAAUAGCCCCUUCUAUUGUAACUGUCGCUAUCAUUAGAUGUGACCUGCUACAGCAGUUAUAUAUGACAGAAUAAUAUAUUUAAUUACUUGUUACAGAAUGUGUUAUGUAAUAAAAUAAUGAUUUUAAUUGAUUUCUUUCUGCUGAUGAAACAACAAAUUCUUCACACAUUUAUUCUAUUUAAAUGUAGGAGUAAUGUAAGCUGGGGACAAACAUACUAUCGUUUCAAUGUACUAUUCUGUAACUGUAUACUGUAAUGGCUUAUAAUGCAACACUGAUGUCACCAUGUUACAGAUUUCUGUAAAGCUGCUCUUUAAAAAUGUAUGUUAUUAAAAGUGCUAUACAAAUUAAGUAAAAUUUAAUUAUUGUAUAAUGAAUUUAUUUAAUUAUAUUGUGGCAUAUUUAAAGUGGAAGAUGGCAAAAUCCUAAUGAAGACAGGCAGACAACACAGUGCAUGGCAAAGGGAGUGUGAGAUUAGUUAGCUUUGGUAGAUGCUUAACUGGAGGUCAUGUAAUGUUGGCUGAGGAUCAUGGGAGUUGCAGACAUGGAUGGGGAACGUAGGCGUUACAAGUGGGCAUUAGAGAGAAGAGAGAAGGUGUAAGGCUUUAUAAUGAGGAUUUGAUACCAUUUAGUAUAGCUCCAUGCAGCAUGUUUGUUUCUUGCUAAGCUGUGUGACACAGGAAGGUACCAGGAAGCUAAUAUUCUCACUAUUGACGAGAAUUCUCACUAAUCGCCUGUUCCCAAUCAUAUCCAUCUACCUUCUUUUUGUGUUUUCAGCAGUAUUGUAUAUUUUACAUAGCACAUAUUUUUCAUUUUUUUAUUUAUAAUCUCUGUUGAUAUUUUGGAGAGUUUAUUUUAAUAAGUUUACCAGUAAUGUUAAGUUCCCUUUGUGGAUAGAGACUGUUAUGGUGAUGGUGUUUCAGUGAAUCUCAGGGCUAUGUAACCAGGAGCUUCAUGCUGACCUGUGGUCAACAAAUCUGAGGGGGUCCUCUUGACAUGCCCAGAUUGGGGUUUCUGGACCUACCCCUGGAGUCAGGCCUGGGGGUGGUAUCCACAGAGGAGCUUUGUGUAACCGAGUCACCCACCUAACACAGAUGGGCUUACCCUGACAUGACAGUAUGGAGCAUCUUGUUGGCCCACCACCUGCAAGAUAAGUGGGGGUCAGGAGCAACUCCAGCCAGUUGGUAGAAAUGUGAUGUACAGUCUUAGAUAGAUUAGAUCUUUGCAUUAGAAAUGGCUUUGGGAAAUGUUGAAUGUCUCUUUGCUAGUGGAAAAAAGAGUCUGUGAUAGCGUGUGAGAUUAAAAGGUAGUGUGUGGACUCUGGCACCAAGGCAGGUAUGAGCUAAUCCCAGACUCAGGGCCCCGCAGUUGAAGUUUUUCCCAGUGUACAAGACAUCUGUGAGAUUCUAAGUCUCAGGAAGGAAAACUUCUUUUGUCUGCCCACCUGAGAAUGGUUAAUGGUUUGCUGCAAGAAGCACAUAUAUGGGGGCAGUCGUGGCCUAAUGGUUAGAGACUCGGACUUGCCACCCGAAGGUGAACCUGAAGGUCGUGGGUUCGGCAGGGAUUGUAGGUGGGGGGAGUGAAUGACCAGCGCUCUCUCCCACCUUCAAUACCACGACUGAGGUGAGACCCUUGAGCAAGGCACUGAACCCCCAACUGCUCCCCGGGCGCCGCAGCAAAAAAGGCUGCCCACUGCUCCGGGUGUGUGUUCACGGUGUGUGUGUUUGUGUUCACUACUGUGUGUGUGCACUUGGAUGGGUUAAAUGCAGAGCACAAAUUCCUAGUAUGGGUCACCAUACUUGGCCACAAA
Molecule: messenger RNA, 10888 nt
Organism: Pangasianodon hypophthalmus (striped catfish)
Lineage: Eukaryota; Metazoa; Chordata; Actinopteri; Siluriformes; Pangasiidae
Product: zinc finger protein 239-like
Exons: 2
Coding region: 51-968 (305 amino acids)
Biological process (GO): negative regulation of transcription by RNA polymerase II; regulation of immune system process; regulation of cytokine production
Source: RefSeq, a predicted model, not a curated record